This is a messenger RNA of Chrysochloris asiatica (Cape golden mole), 1492 nucleotides long. It is a transcript of the gene BCKDHB, whose product is annotated as branched chain keto acid dehydrogenase E1, beta polypeptide. Gene Ontology annotation, molecular function: catalytic activity. Bases 1 to 1188 code for a protein of 395 amino acids. The transcript has 11 exons. Gene Ontology annotation, biological process: branched-chain amino acid catabolic process; response to nutrient. The record is from RefSeq and is a predicted model, not a curated record. NCBI's taxonomy places the organism in Eukaryota, Metazoa, Chordata, Mammalia, Afrosoricida, Chrysochloridae.
AUGGCGGCUACGGCAGCGAAGGCUAGUUGGCUGUUGAGGCUCCGUGGGGCCGGAUCUGAUUGCCGAUGGAUCCGGCUCCCUAGCACGGGGCUGUCGCGUGGCUUCCUGCAGCCCUCCUCGGCCGGCGCAGACGGCUGGGACGCAAUCCAGAGGCGGCAGGUUUCUCACUUUACUUUCCAGCCUGACCCGGAGUGCCGAGAGUACGGGCAAACUCAGAAAAUGAAUCUUUUCCAAUCAGUAACAAGUGCCUUGGAUAACUCACUGGCAAAAGAUCCUACUGCAGUAAUAUUUGGUGAAGAUGUUGCCUUUGGUGGAGUCUUUAGAUGCACCGUUGGCUUGCGAGACAAAUAUGGAAAAGAUAGAGUAUUUAACACCCCGUUGUGUGAACAAGGAAUUGUUGGGUUUGGAAUUGGAAUUGCAGUUACUGGUGCUACUGCCAUUGCAGAAAUUCAAUUUGCAGAUUAUAUUUUCCCUGCGUUUGAUCAGAUUGUUAAUGAAGCUGCCAAGUACCGCUAUCGCUCUGGGGAUCUUUUUAAUUGUGGAAGCCUCACUAUCCGCUCUCCCUGGGGCUGUGUAGGUCAUGGGGCUCUCUAUCAUUCUCAGAGUCCUGAAGCUUUUUUUGCCCACUGUCCAGGAAUCAAGGUGGUUGUACCCAGAAGCCCUUUCCAGGCCAAAGGACUUCUUUUGUCGUGCAUACAGGAUAAAAAUCCUUGUAUAUUUUUUGAACCUAAAAUACUGUACAGGGCAGCAGUGGAACAGGUUCCUGUAGAACCAUACAACAUCCCGCUGUCCCAGGCUGAAGUCAUACAGGAAGGGAGUGAUGUUACUCUAGUUGCCUGGGGAACGCAGGUUCAUGUGAUCCGAGAGGUGGCUUCAAUGGCACAGGAAAAGCUUGGAGUGUCUUGUGAAAUAAUUGAUCUGAGGACUAUAAUACCUUGGGAUGUGGAUACAGUUUGCAAGUCUGUAAUCAAAACUGGGCGGCUGCUGAUCAGUCAUGAGGCUCCCUUGACAGGCGGCUUUGCAUCGGAGAUCAGCUCCACAGUUCAGGAAGAGUGCUUCUUGAAUUUAGAGGCUCCUAUAUCAAGAGUAUGUGGGUAUGACACACCAUUUCCUCAUAUUUUUGAACCAUUUUACAUCCCAGACAAAUGGAAGUGCUAUGAUGCCCUUCGGAAAAUGAUCAACUAUUGACCACAUAGAAAAUUGGAAGACUAUGAAUAGAUAUAGAAAUAUUUUUCUGAAAUCUUUUGUAUUUCCUCAGACAUCUCUCUUCUUGAAAAUGUAAUUUUUAUGAAAUAAACCAUCUUGGAUAUUGGCUAAGGAGUUUCAAUUUGAGUUAUUGUAUCAAAACAUAUAUUCAUGACUUUCAUUGAAAUUAUUUCAGAUUAAAUUUUUAAAUGUUAUACAUAUACAUGCUAGUAUUAUAAAUUUUGUUUAAUUAUAUAUGUAAAUAUUGGGUGUGGGACAGUAUUCAAUAAAGGAAAAUCAGAUUGUC